AUGGCAUUUGUUCCGCUUUGUCCAACACCUUUCUGUCCCCGCGCCCCCAUACGCGGCUGGACUAACACCAAGCCCUCGCACUUGACGAGGCAUUCGCGCACAUAUCAGCUGGGACGAAGGACGUUAACUGCAACCGCUACAGAACAGGGGAAGGGAAACAGUCAAUAUUUGCAAGAGCGAUCAAAGUCGCUGCGUCUUCAGCGCUACUUUGAGACAUUCAAUUGGCGCGGACGAAAGAUUAAUUUUCGCGAAGACGGCCCACAUGAGAAUACCUUACCUGUUCUCAUAAUUCACGGCUUUGGCGCUUCAAUUAACCAUUGGCGAAACAACAUUCCCGCAAUAGUCGAUUCCGGUAGAUUUCGGGUGUAUACAAUCGAUCUGCUCGGAUUUGGGGGCUCUGACAAGACCAGCCCGGAAGAGGUCGAGUAUGGAAUCCCGUUGUGGAAAGAAUUGGUUGUCGAUUUCAUCAAUGCCCAGGACCAUGAAGACCAAUGGUGUCUCAUCGGAAACUCCAUUGGUUCGCUCACUGCACUGGCUGCCGCAUCUGAACUCGGGGAGGAACGGGUGCGAGCUGUCGCGCUGAUGAACUGUGCUGGUGGGCUGACCAGUUUCCGAUAUUCAGAACUCAAUCCACUACAGGCGAUUCUUUUGCGUGUUUUCAACACACUGUUGUUUAAUCGUUUCACGGGACCUUACCUGUUCGACAAUUUUCGCAAGCAGACGAAUAUUGCCAAAGUUCUGGAACAAGUUUACAUAGACAAGAAAGCGAUCUCCGAGGAUUUGCUCGAAAUUCUUUGUGAACCGUCUAUGGAUGAGGGCGCAUGUGACGUUUUCCUCGCCAUUCUCAAUGCAGAACCGGGCCCAACACCAGAAGAGCUCUUAGCUAAGAUGACUUGGUGUCCUAUGCUGGUACUGUGGGGAGAGCGCGACCCCUGGACGCCGUUACGACAGGGUGUUCACCCUGGUAUUCGCUUCCCGGACUACCAUCCCGGAAUUGAUUUGCAAGUCAUUCCUAACGCGGGGCAUUGUAUCCAUGAUGAAUGCCCAGAAGCGGUGAAUGAGAUUCUCGUGCCAUUCCUGUUGGAACCAAAGCUCAAACCAGCAGAGAGCAAUUCCAGCGAAGGUAGUCCAACUAGCAAGGACAGCGCCAUGCAGGCUUCGUAGCCACCAUUCCAAUAAACUAGUUUUCAUAUGAGGU
This is a messenger RNA of Chondrus crispus (carragheen), 1198 nucleotides long. RefSeq lists its product as hypothetical. Gene Ontology annotation, biological process: chlorophyll metabolic process. The transcript is spliced from 2 exons. The coding region runs from base 1 to 1164 and encodes 387 amino acids. Gene Ontology annotation, molecular function: chlorophyllase activity. NCBI's taxonomy places the organism in Eukaryota, Rhodophyta, Florideophyceae, Gigartinales, Gigartinaceae. The record is from RefSeq and is a predicted model, not a curated record. Gene Ontology annotation, cellular component: chloroplast.